Molecule: messenger RNA, 4077 nt
Organism: Macrosteles quadrilineatus (aster leafhopper)
Lineage: Eukaryota; Metazoa; Arthropoda; Insecta; Hemiptera; Cicadellidae
Product: mucin-5AC-like
Exons: 14
Coding region: 1-3624 (1207 amino acids)
Biological process (GO): negative regulation of transcription by RNA polymerase II
Cellular component (GO): PRC1 complex
Molecular function (GO): promoter-specific chromatin binding
Source: RefSeq, a predicted model, not a curated record
AUGUCCUCUUCUGUAGACAUUCCCCCACUAAUGUCUUCUGAUGUAUGUUUACAGGAUGCAGCAUACCUGGAGCCGUGUCAGACUGACAGAGGUCAACCCGCACCUAGUGAUGCAGCAUACCUGGAGCCGUGUCAGACUGACAGAGGUCAACCCGCACCUAGUGAUGCAGCAUACCUGGAGCCGUGUCAGACUGACAGAGGUCAACCCGCACCUAGUGAUGCAGCAUACCUGGAGUUGUGUCAGACUGACAGAGGUCAACCCGCACCUAGUGAUGCAGCAUACCUGGAGCCGUGUCAGACUGACAGAGGUCAACCCGCACCUAGUGAUGCAGCAUACCUGGAGUUGUGUCAGACUGACAGAGGUCAACCCGCACCUAGUGUGUGUCCUCUGAUGCAGCAUACCUGGAGCCGUGUCAGACUGACAGAGGUCAACCCGCACCUAGUGUGUGUCCUCUGUCAUGGAUACUUUAUUGACGCGACCACAAUGGCCGAAUGUCCUCACUCAUUCUGCCGCAGUUGCAUCGUCCUGUACCUGGAGACCAAGGCUUACUGUCCCAUCUGCGAGGUACAGAUCCACAAGACCAAGCCUCACCUCAACCUCAAACCUGACAAGACUCUGCAGGACAUCGUGUACAAGCUGGUGCCGGGGUUGUACCACGAGGAGAUGCGACGUAGGAAGGAGUUCUACGCCAAGUAUCCCAACAGAGACCUGUACCUGAGCCCCGAGGCUCGUGGUGUCGGCGUGGAGAGGAUCAUCUACUCACCAGAGGAUCAGAUCAGCCUGUCCUUGGAGUACUACGACGAAAGUGACAAAACCGAAGCAGAGGGUCACAGACUUCGCAAAAAGGAGAGAGUUUCGAAUCGAUCUGACCGAGAAAGAGAGGAGUGGGCUCCCACCCGGCCAGGCACCCAGCCCGUCGUCCCACUACAGAAGCCCACACCAGACAGUAAUGGCCUCAAGAGGUAUCUUCAGUGUCCCGCUGUGGUCACCAUGAGACAUCUCAAGAAGUUCCUGCGGCUAAAGUACGGCCUCUCACCUUCAUGCACUGUCGAAAUCCUUUACAGACGAGAAUCUUUGCCGGAUUCGUACUCACUGAUGGACAUCGCAUACAUUUACACGUGGAAAAGGAAUGGCCCUAUGCGGUUCUACUAUCGCAUCCACGUGCCCACCACGCUUAGAACCAUCCUUCCUCCACUAAAGCCGUCCUCGGAACCCAUCCGAGACCUGGGUCCACCCAAGAGACAUCCUGGAUCAGAGUUGCUGGACGCCGUAGGUCUUCGCCCCAAGCCCAUAGACCCGCCGCGAGAUCCGACAUUAGAUCCGCCACAGCUCGAGGAGAAGCCUCAUAAGAAGGGGGUGGAAGAAACAGCAAAGCCGACUGACGAGUUGAAAACUAGUGUAACUAAAGAAGAAAAAGAUAGAAUCAAAAUGAGCCCAGAGGAGAGCAAUGCAGUCAACCAGUUACUCGCUUUGAGCUCGGGUCAAAUACCUGUCGCAAAUUCGUCAAAACCAAAGGAGACAUCAGAACCAGUAUCGUCAAUUUUGACGACACCUACAGAGUCAGGUGUAGUUACUACCCCGGCAGUAGCAGCGACCGUGUCAGUUACACCUGGUGCUCCGAGCAUAACGACAAGUGUGACUGAGGCACCGACCAAAUCGACCACCAGUAACGGCAACGUGUUCAAAGUACCGCAGUCGAUGACGAAGCGAUUCGUCCUCAACGGUGGCAAAUUGGUCGCGGCCAAGAACAAACAAUCGAACGCCAAGGUCGGCGGCAAGCUCGGGGAAAAGAGCAGAGUGAAUGGAAAACUCGUCAAUGGGGACAAUACCGUUGAUAGGUACACAAACCCUCUCGGACUUGGAGGAAUGCAAGGAGGCAGACUGCCGCCGGGCUCACCGCGACCUCCACCCAACUCUGAUAAGAUCAUGAAGACAAAGUACAUGCCUCCGGCGGGACUACUCAUGAGUCGUCUUCCCGAAGUGACCGUGUCCCAGAAUAAAUCACCAUCCGAACAGCGUGUGGCCCAGAAAACGCAAGUCCCUCAAGUAUCUUCUAGUCAGCCUCAAUCGAAGCAUAACCAAAAUCAAAAUCGUCCCGUCUUGAACGCGAACGGGAAUAAAACCGCGUCGCCAAAUGGUCAGCCCCCGCACAGGAAGGAAACUAACAGGCUGGAGCAGAUUGUGCAGAACUGCCUCAAGAAAGAGACGACGCAGAAAAAGGAAACGGAAGCGCGAUGUGAAGCUAACGGCAUGAAGCGGAACGGGACACUGAGUGCGAACGGGAGCGAGAGUGCGCGCGCCGCCUCGUCGAUACGACCCCCUGACCACGCGGGUGUCGAUAGAGUCGAUAGCGCGGCGGUGGGGACGAGCAUCUUGAAGAGGAAACUAAACGACAAUCCCUUAAACAAGCAAGCCGCCCCCGAGGGACUCGGAGAUGCCAAGAAGAGGCGACUCGUCACACCCGACGUGUCCAUCGAGUUAACGACACACCCGUCAAAGGACAAACAGAAAGAGCGAAAACCAAGUGAUCUAUCGACAUUAACGAAACGCUUCUUACACGACAUACAGCGAACCUCUAUGAAAAAGAUAGACUCUGAAAUCAAAACCAACAAGUUGGAGCAAAUGUGUGCAUCUACUGUGAAGAUAGAGAAAGUCCCGGCGCCCCCUAGUCGGAGUGCACCUGCGCCCAAAACGGCCGUGAAUGGAACGGAAAAGACCAAACCCAUCGAUAGUACCGAGUUCAGUAGUGACGAAGAUCAACUGUUCAUAGACAUAAGGAACAAAUGCGAGGCAUUAAAAAGAAAGAAUCCCGAACCUGUAAGCAUCGCUAUUGAGAGAGUUUCCGAGGACCCGAACGCCAAAACAGACUCCGUCCAGUCUCCCCCUUCAACAGACACUGAGGCUACAACCACAAGUUCUACUCCUCCAGUCUCCAACACAACAACGAAUACGGACGUUACUCCAAAACCUUCUGGAACUCACAAAAAGCUACCUCGUCUCAUCGAAAUAAACGCCCCUCCCCGACCCAAAGUGCCAUCUCUCAUCAGUGACCCGAAACAAAAAACUGGGGUGAAAAUGACCACCGUGAGAAAAGAGGUGCCGAUCGGAAAAGAAGGGCCCCAAGUACGUCGUGAUAGUAAUGGUGCUUUGGACCUCUCUGCGGGAAUGUCACCACCCAGCAAAACCGGCAGCAAGUCUCCCUUACCUCGCACACUGUCUUCAGAAAAAUCUCCGACUCCUUCGGCGUUAUCACCUCUCUUGGCGAUGUCUUCUUUUCCCCUCCCAGAAACUAAGGCUUCCCCUAUACGGAUUCCAAAUAUAAAACCCAAAACGUCUCCAAACCCUCGACCCUCUUCUCUAUCCUCGUCCUCGCCAUCGCCUCCAGCAGAACCUAGAGCCGCCUCUGAGGUUUUCCCUUCUGCUGCGGCCUAUCAGCAACUCUACCGCCAUCAGAUGGAGCUGCAGAGCAGAUUUCUCGCGUCUCAAGUCAACAACAACAACUGGUCCAGGGAGAACCCUCUGACACCCAAGAAGUUCGAGGAUUGGAUGAGGAACGUGAUGAAUCUUCCUCAUCACCCUCUCAUGUUCCCGUCCCAGCUGAGCCCAGAGUCGGGCCGCAAGUGACGGACUCCAGCUGAUCGUCAACCCCUCAAGACUGACCGGUUUAUAUUCAUGUUUUCGGACUAGAAAGACUUAGUGAAAGUUCCUUUAGUAAGAUGCCUUUGAUAACGACGACGUAGCCGUUAGCAACUGUGUACAAUUCUGAAUGCAAAUUUUAAGACUGAAUGACGCCUUCGAUUUCAGUUUUCAGGACUAUCAGGGUUUCUUACGAUAACAAUGGUUGUAUAUAAUGUAUUUUAGUCUAUUGAUAUAGGUCAAGUUGUAUUCUAUUGUUAUCCGUAAUGUUUAGACGAAUAAGAAGUAAUCUAUAUAAUUUGGUUUUAUUAUGAGUUUCUUUUUCUAUACGAGAAUGAUAAAAUAAAUUGCUGUUAGUUGUAUUAUUUCUGUGCUUUAAAUUAACGUUUUAAGUUUUUAAGAAUGAAUAUAUAUUUUUAAAACUUGCUUUUAAUUUGUAAC